Molecule: messenger RNA, 2101 nt
Organism: Plectropomus leopardus (leopard coralgrouper)
Lineage: Eukaryota; Metazoa; Chordata; Actinopteri; Perciformes; Serranidae
Product: transformer-2 protein homolog alpha-like
Molecular function (GO): RNA binding
Source: RefSeq, a predicted model, not a curated record
GCUAACGCUAGCCCGUUUCACAUCUAAUCGGCUUGUUAAAUGGUGAAUUCAGCGGGCGGUGACGUUAAAUCAGUCCUUAAAGGCAGUUUACUGCGUACUUUUUUAACACAUCUACUGUCUAGUUACGAUAAAAUGAGCGACACCGAGCAGGAUUCACGGCAUGGCUCAAGGAGUGCGUCCCCUCAGGGCUCAGGAAAAUCCACCAGCCGCUCACCAGCACACUCAAAAGAUGGCUCCCGCCGCUCCAGGUCCAGAUCCCGAUCUCGAUCCAGAUCCAAAUCAAGGUCCCGCUCCCAUCGAAGCUCACGCAGGCGCUACUCUCGAUCUCGUUCCCGCUCCCACCGACGCCGAUCCAGGAGCCGAUCUCGUAGCUGGGAGUACCGCCGGCACAGGAGCCAUAGCAGAUCCCCCAUGUCGAAUCGUCGCAGACAUAUUGGCAACAGGGCGAAUCCAGACCCCAACAACUGUCUGGGUGUGUUUGGACUGAGUCUGUACACCACUGAGAGGGAUCUGAGGGAUGUUUUCUCUAAAUAUGGCCCUUUAAGCGACGUCAACAUCGUGUACGACCAGCAGUCGCGUCGCUCAAGAGGCUUUGCCUUUGUCUACUUUGAAAACUGUGAGGACUCCAAGGAGGCCAAGGAGCGUGCUAACGGGAUGGAGCUCGAUGGCCGCAGGAUCAGAGUUGAUUUCUCCAUCACAAAACGAGCCCAUACACCCACUCCAGGAAUCUACAUGGGCCGUCCCACGUAUGGCGGUGGCGGUGGUGGUGGGGGUGGCGGCGGCGGCGGUGGCGGUAGCAGCAGUAGUGGAGGUUCAUCACGGCGUGCCUCAAGGGACUAUGACAGGAGCUACGACAGAAGUUAUGACAGAAGUUAUGAUCGUGACUAUGAUCGCUAUGACGACCGGGAGUACAGAUCAUACAGACGCAGAUCUCCAUCUCCAUACUACAGCAGGGGGUACCGUUCACGAUCCAGAUCACGGUCCUACUCGCCACGUCACUACUGAGCACUGAGAGAAGAGUCACGACGUUUUGAGAUGCUUGUCUUUUUUUAUGUUGAUGUUUUGGACCAGAUUAUGUUUGUGAUUUGUUGAUACAUCGAAGGUUAAAGAAAAAGUCCUAAAGAUGAAGUCUGUUUAAGAACCACAAUGUCAGUGGUGAGUUUAUCGUCACCAGUAUCUGGGUCAAGAUUCAUUGAUUACAGUCCGAUUAGCAACUUAGGCGUUACAUGACACAGUCAUGACGAUCUAUAAACAGAUAUCUACACAUGAAUACAGAUCAGUUUUAAAAAAAAAAGUUUAAUAGUUUAAUAUAAAUCUAAAAAGUUUUCUGGUGAUUGCUCUCUGCAUGGACUGUUUACCUGCAUGCAGUACAGACUGAAACAAGAAUGCUUCCAAUAACAAAAUCCUGUUGCCUUCAGAUUCUGCAUUCAUGUGCAGAUAUUUGUUUAAAGAGAUCAACAAAUUUGUAGGAAGAAUCGUGAGAAAGAAACACCUAAAAUGACAGAAAAUAGGUUCAAGUAGAAAUUAUCAAUACUUCAGACCUGCACCAAAAAGUUAUCACUUUAUCACGCUCAAGGCCUAACUUUUCCCAACACUUUGGCGGAAAUCUAUGAAGUAAAUUUGGGGGUAUCUCUCCUAACAGCGAACAAACAGGAAUCAAAAUAACCCGUCUGGUGCUGAUAAUGAAAUCGAGCUGGUUUGUUAAAGCUCGACUCAACAGACUUGAUUUGACACGAGCAGGACUUUCGAUGGCAGUCCUAUUACAAGUUCUCAUUUUGCUGUUUGUAUGUAGAUGGUUUCUUCAACUGUCAAUCCAGAUCCUAAUUUGCAUUUUGAAAUGUUUUAAAUGCCAUGUUGGGUUUUUUUUGUGUGUUUUUCUGGUGGAAAAUAUUGUUUUGGGGUGUUGUACAUAAACAAAAGUUACCUGGGUCAUUUGCUCUGUUGUUUAGUAACAGUGUAGUAAACAAUAAAUGGCCACAUUGCCCCGUGGUUUUAGAGGCAGGAAUGCCGCAGGUAUCGUACCUUGAAGUCCCAUCAAACAUCUUGAAUUAUUGUUUGGUGUUUGGUUUUUUUUUUUGACAAAAUAAUAAAAAAAACAUAC